Molecule: messenger RNA, 3550 nt
Organism: Aricia agestis (brown argus)
Lineage: Eukaryota; Metazoa; Arthropoda; Insecta; Lepidoptera; Lycaenidae
Product: hippocampus abundant transcript 1 protein
Exons: 1
Coding region: 138-1592 (484 amino acids)
Biological process (GO): transmembrane transport
Cellular component (GO): membrane
Molecular function (GO): transmembrane transporter activity
Source: RefSeq, a predicted model, not a curated record
AAUUUUCAGUAAUUUUUUGACGUUACAUGUACUUGCUCGUUUUCACAAAGAUUCCUAUUUCCUUCAAUGUAGUGAUAAAAUAUUCAAUAUGUUGCUAAAUAAGUAGUGUUUUAGGAUAUAAUCGAUCAUAAACUUAAAUGACGCCUACGAAAACAACAAAAUCUGAAGUAGAAAUGGUAAUACGAAACAGAAAAACUGUUAUGAAAGACGGGAUCAUGACAAUGUCGGGCAUCGGUGAGCCUUCCGUUUUCCACGCUCUGGUGGUGAUCUUUUUGGAGUUUUUCGCGUGGGGCCUGCUCACGAUGCCGAUAAUCUCCGUUCUAAACGCAACAUUUCCGGAUCACACUUUUCUCAUGAACGGAUUGAUCAUGGGAAUCAAAGGAAUCUUUUCGUUCCUCUCCGCUCCGCUGAUAGGAGCGCUCUCCGACGUGUGGGGGAGGAAAUUCUUCCUGCUGGUGACGGUGUUCUUUACAUGCGCGCCGAUUCCCCUGAUGACUAUCAACACUUGGUGGUUCUUCGCCAUGAUCAGCAUCAGUGGUGUGUUCGCGGUGACGUUCUCGAUCGUAUUCGCGUAUGUGGCGGACGUGACGACGGAGGCGGAGCGGUCGCGAGCGUACGGGCUGGUGUCGGCCACCUUCGCCGCCAGCAUGGUGAUCUCGCCCGCGCUGGGCGCCUACCUGAUGGACCUGUACGGCGAGGCGCUGGUGGUGGCCGCGGCCACGGCGGUCGCGGUACUCGACGUGUUCUUCAUCAUGGUGGCGGUCCCGGAGAGCCUCCCGGAGAAGGUGCGCCCCAGCGGCUGGGGGGCGUCCAUAAGCUGGGAGCAGGCGGACCCCUUCGCCGCCCUGCGCAAGGUGGGUGCCGAGAGAACGGUGCUGAUGCUGUGCGUGGCCGUGUUUCUGUCCUACUUGCCGGAAGCGGGACAGUACUCGUGUAUAUUUGUGUAUCUGAAGCUAGUGAUGGGUUUUGGUGUUGUGCAGGUGGCAAUAUUUAUUGCCAUUGUUGGUAUUCUCAGUAUUGCAGUGCAAGUCGUGCUCGGAUUUCUAAUGAGGCAUCUCGGUGCUAAACAUACAAUAAUGGUUGGGCUGCUGUUCGAAAUGAUGCAGCUAAUGUGGUACGGCUUCGGCAGUCGCACCUGGAUGAUGUGGGCAGCGGGAGUGCUGGCCGCCCUGGGCUCCCUGACCUAUCCGGCAAUAAGUGCCUACGUGUCGGUGAACAGUCGAGCUGACAGACAAGGUGUGGUUCAGGGCAUGGUAACCGGUGUCCGGGGUCUAUGUAACGGGCUCGGACCUGCCAUGUUUGGUGUUAUUUUCUAUCUUUUCCAUGUAAAUUUGAACGAAGACCACACUGUACAUGAUGGAGGUGGUGGUAAGCCUGACGAAGAAGUGUAUGUCAGGAUGGUCCCGGGACCACCUUUCGUGCUGGGUGCCCUCCUCGUUAUAUGUGCGUUACUAGUUGCAUCAUUUCUGCCAGAAGACAAUACAGUGGGUGUGAGGAAGUCUUCUCCCGAUUUACGAUUCGAGAUGGAGCAUGGGCACCGCGUCGCCGGCCCUCUGUCUCCGCUGAUGGCUCCCGAGUCUGCUGCUCUCUAGCUAGCGGCCAAAGCCGGCCGAGCGGCCAGCGUUUAAAUCUCAGGGACGUGGGCGCCUUUGGGUGUCAAGAAGAUUGCAUUUAUGAAGGUACCAAAGCGAACUCAGUGGAAAGUGAGUCACGACUUCAUUAUAAACAUUCCUGCUUAAUCCGUUUUGUUUGCAUAAAUGAAUACUUCAAAUUUUUUAAACUUUAUACCUAUUUUUGUAAUAAUUUGGCUGUAUAAAGCGUGUACAUAAUAUGAUACAUAUUUAAAUUAAAUAAGGUCUUUUUAAGUUAAACAUUUUUUGUUGUAGCAUAAUGUCACACAUGCUUUCACAACAAACAUAGUGUAUAUUUAGAUUAUGAAAAUGGCAUGAGAGGAUCAUGCACUGUUUGACAAAUUGAUCAAUUAUAACACUAAUAUGUAUAUCCUGAAUAGGAAUUUAGAGUGUAACUUUAGAAUAAUUGUUGCAAAAUUACCUACAUGUAGAAAAUCUAUAUUUUCCAGUAACAAUAAAAAGCUAUAUUUUUUACAGUGUAACAUAUUUAUAUUAGAAAAUUUAAACGAUCUGACAACAUAGGCCUCUCAUUUUAUAGCUUUCUAAUAAAAGUUCCUCAGAAAAUUAGUCGAUAAUAGUGAUUCAAUAUAGAGACGCUUGGCAAAAAUAGCAUCAUUAUGUUUUUCGAGAAGUAAUAUUUAACUAAAUUAAUUUUUAUUGCCUUUUGUUCACUCACUCUCAGCUUAUGCUAGUGUUGAUAGGAUCAAAUGGUUGCCAACUAAACAAGGUUGUGAAGGUAGGCGGCAGCGGGGUCGAGGCGGGUCACACAGUGUUUGUAUGUAAUGCAAACACUGUUAUUGUGCCAGGGGCGGGAAGCUCGAGAAUUGCAAGUUUCUACUUAAUGUGGCCGUUGGUGAUAUACACUGGAGUUCUGUUAUCAGUAUUGUUACACUUCUAAGUCUUCAGUAAAAUAUUACUUUUUACUUCUAAUUGUAAUGAGUCUUUUAAAUUGUCUAAGUGUAAGUAAUUAACCAUUCAUAAAUGGUUUAAAAUGGUUGCUACUGUUAUGCAAACUUGUUAAUUUUACUUAAUUGUUAUUUAAAAUGUAUCCCUAUUGUUUUCGAGGGAUAACAUUAUUCUAAUUAAGUACUUGUAGGCUAUUAAAAUAAACAGUAGAACUCGGACAGAUCGUUAUAAAUACUUUUUUUAAUAUUUUUCAACUUCAUUUGUACUCUGCAUUCUCUGAACACUUGCAAUAAUGACCAGUAUCAAGUUCAAAUUUUGUGGUCAAGGAUGGCCUAACAUGUAUAACAUGUUUUUAAAUUUUGUUAUUGUUUUAAUGAGAAGUACAAAUCUUAAGUGAUACAUUAAAAAGUUGUUCAUAUCGGAGACCUUAAAUUGUGUGGGUACAGCAUGUAACAGAUGUUAUAAUAUUAUUUAGGGUAACAUAUUAUGGUAUGAAAUAGGCAUGUAUUUACUCAGCAGUCACCAUCUAAUAAACUAUAAAGUAUUAAAAUAACCAUCACUGGGCUUAAAUAAUAAUAAUUUGUGGUGAGGACAUGUAAUAUGAUAAUAGGAGGUUUGCCCUAUAUUUUGUUAUUUCUGUGUCCUUGUUAUUUUAAAUCUGCGGAAAUAGCCUCAAAUUUGACAUAUUUUAUCAUUUUUUAAAUUUUAAUGAUAUACUUGUAUAAUAAAUUGUUAUGUUGCCCUUGAAUAUAGUGACAUAAGACAUUGUGUAACAGAAAUACUUAGAGUUCUAUUAUCGAGGGAGAAACAAAACAAAGGAAUGUAAAUAUUAGUCCCACACUUCCUUUGGUAUUCUGCUGCAAAUGGACAGAACCUACAAAACUGUUCAGAAAAACAAAUUGUUACAACGUUAAAACGAGUAUUAGUAAUAAAUUGCAAAUGAGUGAAAUCAAUCUGUAUUGCUCACCAGAAGAUGAUAUAACAUUAAAUGUAAAUAAUAUUAUAUGGAACUA